Telopea speciosissima is the source of this 1599-nucleotide messenger RNA. RefSeq names its product cytochrome P450 77A2-like. Lineage: Eukaryota; Viridiplantae; Streptophyta; Magnoliopsida; Proteales; Proteaceae. The record is from RefSeq and is a predicted model, not a curated record. The transcript is spliced from 2 exons. Gene Ontology annotation, cellular component: membrane. Gene Ontology annotation, molecular function: oxidoreductase activity, acting on paired donors, with incorporation or reduction of molecular oxygen, NAD(P)H as one donor, and incorporation of one atom of oxygen; iron ion binding; heme binding. Bases 34 to 1578 code for a protein of 514 amino acids.
CAUUCCGAACUUCUUCUUCUGCUCUGACUCUCCAUGGAUUCCUUCCUUCCUUUCACUCUGUCAUCUGACCAAUAUCGUAUCUUGCUCACUGCAAUAGUCUUCGUCGCAUCUGCAUUCUUAUUCCUUGUUCCAAAACUAAGCAAGUCAAAGCGGCUCAACCUUCCACCCGGUCCACCUGGAUGGCCGGUAGUCGGCAACCUAUUUCAGGUUGCCGGUUCAGGCAAGCCUUUUUUUCAGUACGUAAGAGAACUCAUUCCGGUCUAUGGACCAAUAUUGACGUUAAAGAUGGGCACUCGAACCAUGGUCAUUAUUAGUAGCCCGGAAUUAGCCCAUGAAGCACUUAUCCAGAAGGGUCAGGUUUUCGCAAACCGGCCUCGUGAGAACCCAACCAGAAAGGUCUUCAGUGUCAACAAAUUCACGGUAAAUUCUGCGGUUUAUGGACCGGUCUGGCGAUCGCUGCGGCGAAACAUGGUCCAAAACAUGCUCAGCAACUCCCGGCUCAAGGAAUUCCGUGAGGUGAGAGUUUCUGCGGUCGACCUGAUGAUCGACCGGAUGAAAUCUGAAGCCGAAGCGAACCAAGAUGUGGUGUCGGUUCUGAAACAUGCCCGGUUCGCUGUCUUCUGUAUCCUCGUGUCGAUGUGUUUCGGGGUUGAGAUGGACGGAGAUGAAAUCGAAAGGAUCGAUCAGAUGAUGAAGACGGUAUUGAUCAUUCUCGACCCUAGGAUCGACGAUUAUCUCCCUAUCUUGGCCCCAUUCUUCUCCAAACAACGGAAGCAAGCCAUGCAAGUACGAGAGGAGCAGAUUAAAACGCUGCUCCCCUACAUCGACGCACGACGAUCUGCCUUAAAGAAUCAUCUAGGAUCUGAUAAGAUGGCGGUGUCGUUUUCUUACCUGGACACGCUCUAUGAUCUCAAGAUCGAGGGACGUCAAUCUACCCCAACGAACGAUGAGCUGGUCACGCUCUGCUCCGAGUUUCUAAAUGGUGGGACCGACACCACCGCGACGGCCCUUGAAUGGGCCAUCGCGAGGUUGAUUGAGAAGCCGGAGAUACAAUCGAGAAUCUACGAGGAGAUCAAAUCAACGGUGGGAGAUCGGAAGGUGGACGAGAAGGACGUAGAAAGCAUGGUGUACCUGAGCGCUGUGACGAAGGAACUGUUACGGAAACACCCUCCCACGUACUUUUCGUUAACACAUGCUGUGACGGAGCCUGCCACGUUGGGAGGUUACGAUGUCCCAACGGAUGCCAACGUGGAAAUCUUCUUGUCGGGUAUAGCAGAGGAUGAUAGGGUAUGGUCCGACCCGAAGGAAUUUAACCCUGACAGAUUUCUGUCAGGAAAGGAAGAUGCUGACAUCACUGGAGUGAAGGGGGUGAAGAUGAUUCCAUUUGGGGCUGGAAGGAGAAUUUGUCCAGGUCUGAGUAUGGCUUCACUUCACAUUGAUCUUAUGCUGGCGAGGAUGGUUCAGGAGUUUCAGUGGAAAGCUCUUCCAUCGCAGAAGAUGUCGGAUUUUAGUGAGAAGUUGGAAUUCACGGUCGUGAUGGACCCAGCACUUCAAGCUGUGAUCACAGCCAGGAAAUAGUUGGUGACGCUAAACCUCUCC